Messenger RNA from Papilio xuthus (Asian swallowtail), 1977 nucleotides. It is a transcript of the gene SCOT, whose product is annotated as Succinyl-CoA:3-ketoacid CoA transferase. The transcript is spliced from 9 exons. Gene Ontology annotation, cellular component: mitochondrion. Gene Ontology annotation, molecular function: succinyl-CoA:3-oxo-acid CoA-transferase activity. The record is from RefSeq and is a predicted model, not a curated record. Bases 186 to 1751 code for a protein of 521 amino acids. Gene Ontology annotation, biological process: ketone body catabolic process. NCBI's taxonomy places the organism in Eukaryota, Metazoa, Arthropoda, Insecta, Lepidoptera, Papilionidae.
CUGAUCACUCUUAUCUGGUUCUUAUGAUACGCGGGUGGUGCCUGUUUGUAUCAUGACAAUUGAAAGAAUUAACGUCACAAUUAUUUACAUUUAUUUAAAGAAACAUAAGGGAAUUAAUUUUUAUAAUUCUAGUGCGUCGCGUUAACCAAGUUUAAAUAAAAACGUGAACCAGUUUUGUGGUGAAAAUGUCUCUAACUUCUAGAAGGCUUGUGCUUCUAAAAUUAAAUUAUCUGCCGAAUUUGAAACUGUACAAUGUUGCGAAGAUACUGACCUGCAGUUACAGUACCAUAAGCAAGAGUAACAAAAUAUAUCAUAACAUAAAUGAUGCUGUAAAAGAUAUCAAAGAUGGGUCCAAACUUUUAGUUGGUGGAUUUGGGCUUUGUGGAAUUCCAGAGAACCUCAUAAAAGCAGUAAAUAAAACAUGUGUGAAGGAUCUUACUGUUGUGUCCAAUAAUGCAGGAGUUGCCGACUUUGGCCUGGGCAUUUUGCUAAAAGACAGACAAGUUAAGAGAAUGAUUUCAUCAUAUGUCGGUGAAAAUGCUGUGUUUGAAAAACAAUUUUUAAGUGGUGAAUUAGAGGUUGAACUAACUCCACAAGGGACAUUAGCUGAACGAAUCAGGGCAGGAGGCGCUGGAAUACCAGCAUUCUUUACACCUACUGGUUUUGGAACUUUAAUUCAACAAGGAGGAGCACCUAUUAAAUAUACUAAAGAUGGAAAAAUUGAUAUACCAAGUGCUGCUCGGCAUGUUCAACAAUUCAAUGGCAAGGAUUACAUCAUGGAAGAAGCAAUUACUGGCGACUUUGCAUUAGUCAAAGCAUGGAAAGCAGAUAAAUAUGGAAAUUUAAUAUUUAGAAAAAGCGCAAGAAAUUUCAACCCAGCUAUGUGCCGUGCUGCUAAAAUAACAAUAGCUGAAGUUGAAGAAAUUGUUGAUGAAAUAGAUCCAGACUUUGUCCACAUACCAUCUAUAUAUGUACACAGAAUUAUUAAAGGUGAUAAAUUUGAGAAGCGCAUUGAAAGGAAGACUGUUACCAAACCGAUUGAACAAAAAGAGAAGAAAUCAUCUGAUUUAAUUCGAGAAAGAAUUAUUAGAAGAGCCGCUUUAGAAUUCAAACAUGGAAUGCAUGCUAAUCUUGGAAUUGGUAUGCCCAUGCUUGCCAGUAAUUAUAUACCACAAAAUGUGAAAGUACUAUUACAGUCAGAGAAUGGCAUCCUAGGCCUCGGUCCAUUCCCUACGGAAGAGGAAGUGGAUGCAGAUCUGAUUAAUGCCGGGAAAGAAACUGUAACUGUUCUCCCUGGCGCUUCAUUUUUCUCAUCGGACGACAGUUUCGGCAUGAUCCGCGGCGGACACAUCGACCUGACUAUACUGGGUGCUAUGCAAGUCUCACAGUAUGGGGACUUAGCUAAUUGGAUGAUACCUGGUAAAAUGGUGAAAGGUAUGGGUGGAGCGAUGGAUCUAGUGUCCGCUCCGCGCACCAAGGUCGUGGUGACGAUGGAGCACACCGCCAAGAAUGGUGCACACAAGAUACUGCCCGAGUGCUCGCUGCCCCUCACCGGCAAGAACUGCGUCGAUAUGAUUAUCACUGAAAAGUGCGUAUUUGAAGUUGACAAAGAGAAGGGACUGAUUCUGACUGAGCUGGCUGAAGGUGUAACUGUGGAGGAUAUAAUUGUGAGUACUGGCUGCGAGUUCACAGCCGCUACAAAAAUUAAAAAAAUGGGUGACGUCACAAAACUUGAAGAUAUUCUCGAAUAGUUCCAGAAAGUUCUGCCGCAAAUACGUAAGCUAGUCUAUAUUUUCAUAAAGAAUGUUUUUUAUAUGUUUAUUCUUAUUAAGGAUAUUAUAUAAUUGAUAUAUUACGAAUUUAUACACAUUUAAAACUUGUAAUAUAACUGAAUUUUAUAUUGUUAUCAAUUUUAAAUAAAUUGUAUACAUUAUAUGUACUUAUUUUAAAUUGUAUAUUAUAUUUUGUACUUAGUAU